AUGGCCUUCAACUUCAACUGGUCGCCUCUCACGGCCGACGCAGAGUUCUACCAGCGCGCCCGAGAGCUGCUCACGACCGCUCUGAACAAGAACCCGAAGCCUCCGAUUAUCGUCGAUGAUAUCCUCGUUACCGAGUUCAACUUGGGCUCCGUGCCCCCGGAAUUGGAAAUAUUAGAGAUUGGCGACAUUGCCGAGGAUCGAUUCCGUGGUAUCUUCAAAAUGUGCUACUCGGGCGAUGCCUUCUUGACCUUGAAAACGAGGGUUCAGGUGCCUCCCUGCACGCAAACUCCCGAGACGAAGCUCGGGUUCGCAGCCGCCGCCGCAAUGAGCUCGCCAAUGCCCGUAUCACGACAUCACAUUCACGAGUUCGGGACCAUUCUCGUUCCAGUCAUUAUCGCAGUGCGCCAGAUCAAUUCUGCGUCGCGAUCAUGA
This is a messenger RNA of Colletotrichum fioriniae, 432 nucleotides long. It is a transcript of the gene MDM34, whose product is annotated as ERMES complex subunit. Gene Ontology annotation, cellular component: ERMES complex. Gene Ontology annotation, biological process: phospholipid transport; mitochondrion organization. Lineage: Eukaryota; Fungi; Ascomycota; Sordariomycetes; Glomerellales; Glomerellaceae. Gene Ontology annotation, molecular function: lipid binding. The record is from RefSeq and is a predicted model, not a curated record.